Molecule: messenger RNA, 1347 nt
Organism: Podospora anserina S mat+
Lineage: Eukaryota; Fungi; Ascomycota; Sordariomycetes; Sordariales; Podosporaceae
Exons: 2
Coding region: 1-1347 (448 amino acids)
Cellular component (GO): RNA polymerase II transcription regulator complex
Molecular function (GO): DNA-binding transcription activator activity, RNA polymerase II-specific; transcription cis-regulatory region binding
Source: RefSeq, a predicted model, not a curated record
AUGGCUGGGGGUUGUUCUAGGGGGGGUGAUCAUCGAUCAUCUUAUACCCUACCAUGUUUUCCCAACUCCGAUCUAUGCACGGUAGUUGCACAGUGUAGUGGUUUUGUUAAAUCUUUCUCAUUCCUACCACCUUACCUGAGGUGUGUCUCUGACUUUGGCUGUCCCCUUCAUCACCACCUACACCACCACACCACCAUUAUGAUCUACCUACAACUGUACCAGCCCCCUAACUUUUGCUCCUCAUCCCCAGAACAAUCAUCAGACAACCAAGGAAACGACGGCUCUGGAGUCCCAGAAUCAAAAGCCGCCCACCGCCGCGCCCAAGUCAGACGAGCGCAGAUCCAGCACCGCCAACGCAAAGCCAACUAUGUCAAGGAGCUUGAGCAAGAGGUGGCCAAGAUAAGGAAGCAGAUUGAGGACGUGGACAAGGAGAGGAGGGUGUUGAGGGUGGAGAAUGAGGGGAUGAAGGCCGAGUUGAGGUUGAGGAACGGGGUGUCAUUCCCAGGUCCACAGCCAGCGCCGCCGCAACAGCAGCAAGGGGUAGCAGGGCCGUGGUAUAUGUCUGAAAAAAUGAACUUCACAAUGACGAUGCAGCUCGGCUACGACGAGGUGCUAGGCGCGCCGUGUUACAUGGUUAGCGGGUUAUCAUCCCCAGGGUUUGAAGCAGUGACGAAAGCCACCACAGCAGCAACCGCCAUCCCCAACUCUAGCAUCCUACCCACACCACCGACAACAGCAACUUUCGCCCCUGCUUCCUCUUCCUCGAUCACCACCCCAACCAAAAACCCCAUCACCAACACCCCCGACCACCCCCCCGAGCUACCCUACAUGACCCCACCCCAAAUCCAAACCGCCAUCAACUUUAUCCUCGCAACCCACUUCCACCCCUCCCACUUCUCCCCUUCCACCUCCUCCCCAGUCACCACCCCCCCAUUCCACUCCUCCCAAGGGCACUCCCUCACCGCAACAUCCCUCGCCCUGUCCUCCGCCCCGUCAUCAAUUUUCACAGCCGCCAAACGCACCCAGCUUUUCCCGGGAAGUGGCAUCAAUCUCAAACCAUCAUCAUCGGGAACUGAGUCCCUAGAAUGGGAAAACUCAGCCCUCACACUAAAAAAUUUGUACCGGCUCUCAAAAGUGUUGGAAAAAGAAGGCGAGGACAGGACCGAGAUCACGCCUGUGCAGGCUUGGUUUGAGAUUUUGGCAAAAUAUGGGGUGGAGAGGGUGAUGGGACGGGUCGAGAGGUUGAAGGGGGAGUUGGGGGUUAGGAGGGUGGUGAGGUGUCCGCAUUUUGGGGCGAGGGUGGAUAGGGGGGAGUGGGAGGUGGUUGUUGAGGGGGUUAUGAGGUGA